AUGAUUGAUCCAGAAGAUAGAUUUUUCUCCAUGGGAGUAUCCUUCCGUUGCCCAAGGGGCCCUGAUUCCAAAGCCUACGCCGACGUCUGGGAUUGGGAUCAACUCCGAUUGAUCAGGCUCAAGGGAACCGUGAAACUUUUUCCGCCCGAAGAGGAUGUUGAGACCACGAUUCUUCCGCCAUUAGCAGACUACAUCGCUCCAGAAGUCUGCGCGAUUUCAUUCAAUGAUGAUGGCCUUCUUACUGGGGUCUCGACAGACCCAGAAGAUGACGAUUCGGGCUUUAUCGGUUAUCUUCCCUUGUCAUUGUGUCCAUCGCUUGUGGAUUGCCCUACCGUCCUCUUCUCUCAACUUUCAGAGCUUGACCGGCUUGGACCGGGUGUUGACCUUGUGUCUUACAAUGAUCAAACACCUGCAUCCGUCGAUGGUCAGAGCUUCGCAUUUAAAUUCAACCCGUUGGAUAUGCCUCGAAGGCUACAUAUGGCUUGGAAGGAGAUAAACAUGCUCAGCAAAUUGCCGCCUCAUCCUAAUAUAAUACCAUUUGAUCGCGUGGUUCUCGGGGACGUGGGAUCUCGCGUGAUCGGAUUCACAACAAAAUACAUCUCGGGUGGAACACUUGCUGACGCUAAUCAAAAAAGACCCUUUCGAUUUGAAUGGUUACAGCAACUUACACAGCUUGUGGAUUAUUUGAACUUUGAAUUGGGAAUUAUGCACCAAGACAUUGCGCCACGGAACUUGCUUGUCGACCCUGAAACAGAAAAGAUAAUUUUGUUCGACUUCGAUUGGGCCGCCAAUGGGGAAGAUUAUCUACUGGAUAAUCGAGAUGAUCUCUCUGGUGUUGUGUUCACGCUAUACGAGAUCAUUACCAACGAUACCCACUUCACAAGCAUUCCCCACUGGGAACGCAAUAUCGACAUGGUACGGGAUAUUGAAUGGACUUGCCGUCGUGAACUCGAUUCUGAUGUAUCGAAAUUCCGCAAUUUUUUGAAUGAAUGGAUAGCGACGAGACAAGACAAAGCACAAUACUUCAAAGCGCCCAAAAAGCUUACAUGGCCAGCUCUUCCAGACCCUCCAGAAUACAGCGUGCCAUUUGAGUUGGGUUGGACGGCGGAAGGGGAAACUUGUUGGAGAACUGGUCCACGUACGAGACGCAUUGCACUAGAGAAGGGGCAAUACUGUUUCCGGUGGGAAAGGCCACCGCAAAGCAGAUUGCUGAAGAAACAACUAGAGUCUUCUUAG
Messenger RNA from Penicillium brevicompactum, 1236 nucleotides. RefSeq lists its product as uncharacterized. The record is from RefSeq and is a predicted model, not a curated record. Bases 1 to 1236 code for a protein of 411 amino acids. Gene Ontology annotation, molecular function: protein kinase activity; ATP binding. Lineage: Eukaryota; Fungi; Ascomycota; Eurotiomycetes; Eurotiales; Aspergillaceae. Gene Ontology annotation, biological process: protein phosphorylation. The transcript has a single exon.